CUCCGUUGCGCCCCCUACCCUCCUGCCUCCUCCUCUCGGCUUGCGGCGGAGUUACAUUGUUAGCCGCAAGAGGAAAACCAGCAACUGUUGAAAUCUUGAAUCUCCUCACGCUCGAUCUUUAAAGGAUAUUUCUCAGAUACAAAUCAUCUCAGAUAGGAUCGAAGGAAGCUCUUUGUCUUCUCCUCACCACGGAUCCGGUGCUAUUUUGACGCUUAUUUGAGUAUUGGGUUUUUCGAUUGCAUUGAUUUGGUAUCAGAUUUAGGUUUAAAGGUCAGUCCUUUACAAUUUAUUGUGUGUGUGUUAGUGAUCGUUUUUAAUGGAACGGGGAGGUGGGUCUGGUGAGAGCUUUGCGAGCUUGAUUCAUAAGGAGAAAAGAGAUGGUCUUUGCAAGACUGUGUCUUGUAGUGAAACAAAGGUUAGUUUUCAGAAGAAGAGACAUAAAGUUGUCGUUAGCGAGUCUGAGUCAAGUGAGGAGUUUAUGAAGCCUCCAACUAGGAGCGUUGACCGCAUAAGAGCGAAAGAGAAGUUUGUGAGGAGGAGGAGGAAGAAGGAGGAGUCGUCAGGGUUGAAGAAGUUGGAUGUGUUUGAGUUUGAUGAGUACGAUGGGUUUGAUAGCGCUAAUUUGAUGAGGAAACGGUUUGAUAAUGGGACUGUUGGUGUUAGCGGGAGAGUUUCUUUUCCGCCGAGAAGGUUUGAAAAUGGUGUUGGAGGGUCUGGAUCAGGGAAGGAUGGUUUGUUUGUUAGGAGGAGAAAACCAUCUUUGAAUGGAGAUAUGAGUUCUGAGGAGAAGUUGAGUAGUGAAUCUGAUUCAGAUGAGGCUAUAAGGGUGCAGGGGAGAAACGGUGUUCUGAAGGUGAAGGUGCCUAAUAAAACAAGCACUCUUCCUGCUUCAAUUAGUCACCGGGAAGCAGAAAUGUACGAGAGACAGCCUUUCUCCUCAAGGAAGGAACAAAAGCGUGAGAAUGUUGUAGCAAAACCAACCUUUAGGAAACCAAAUAAUGUGGAGAAUUAUUCAGAGUCAGAAGAGAGCGACUUGGAGGGGAAAACGAAAAGAAGUAAACCAAUUUGCCGGAAACUCAAGAAGGGAAGUGAUGAAUCUGUGAAACCUGCAGUGAGGGAAGAGAGAAGGGGAAUGCGUAACGGUGGAACAGAGAAGCAAAGAUUACGUGAGAAAAUCAAGGGAAUGCUUACUGAUGCAGGGUGGACGAUAGACUAUAGACCUAGGAGGAAUCAAACUUACCUUGAUACUGUAUAUGUAAACCCCUCGGGAAUAGCGUUUUGGUCAAUAAUUAAAGCAUAUGAUGCUUUUCGGCAGCAGUUAAAAGAAGAAGACAUUGAUGCUAGAUCGAGGAAAGAUGUUGCUGCAGUUGUUUCUGUAUCAGAGGAUAUUGUGAACAAUUUAGCUAGGAAGGUGAAGAAGACACGGACUGAGAGUUCAAAGAAACGGGGAAAAGAUUACAGUGGUAGUGAGAGUGAAAGGGAAAGCUAUGAAGUUGGAGUGGACAGUGAUACCUUUGAAGAGAGGUUCGUAAAGAUGUCUGCGAAAUCGAUAAAAAGAAGAAGAAACGAUGAUUUACACUCGAAAAGUAAAAGACAGUCCUACUACAAUGAUGCAAGGCCAUCUUCUGGAUCAGAUGCACAUUAUCUAGAUGGAAGACUAAGCAAAAAAAUAGGAAGAUGUACUUUGAAGGUGCGUAGUUCUGAGGAUAAAAAGAAUCCAGCAAUCAACGGGUUCAAUCCAUACUCUGGAAAGAGGACACUGCUCUCUUGGUUGAUUGAUUGUGGAGUUGUCCAGGUAAGGGAGAAGGUACAAUACAUGAACCAUCAAUGUACAAAGGUGAUGUUGGAGGGAUGGGUUACAAGAGCGGGGAUUCAUUGUGCCUGCUGCAGUAAAGUCCUCACAAUUUCCAGGUUUGAGAUCCAUGCUGGGAGCAAGUGUUGUCAGCCUUUCCAAAAUAUAUACCUGGAAUCUGGCAGUUCUCUUCUUCAUUGCCAAAUCAGAGCGUGGAAUAUGCAAAAAGGUGCUAAGAAUCUUGGUUUUCAUCACGUUGACGCCGACGGCGAUGAUCCACAUGAUGAUGCUUGUGGUAUCUGUGGGGAUGGUGGUGAUUUGCUUUGCUGUGAUGGUUGUCCAUCAACAUACCAUCAAACCUGCCUAGGUAUUGAGGUGCUUCCUGUGGGUGACUGGCACUGUCCAAACUGCACUUGCAAAUUUUGUGAUGCUGUGGUGCAUUCUGGUGGCAAAGAGGAAAAGCCUUCAUUACUUUCCUGCAACAUUUGUGAGAGAAAAUAUCACCAAUCAUGCAUGAGUGAGGAGGAAGCUCAUGAUGUUCAAUCUUCAGCUUCUUCGUUUUGUGGACCUAAGUGCUUAGAGCUCUUUGAAAAGUUAAAGAAGUAUCUUGGUGUCAAACAUGAAAUUGAAGGCGGCUACACAUGGUCUCUUAUUCAUAGGGUGAAUACGGAUUCAAAAUUUAACUCUCAGUUGUCGGCACAAAGGAUUGAAAAUAACUCAAAACUAGCUGUCGGGCUGGCAAUCAUGGAUGAGUGUUUCUUGCCCAUAAUUGACAGGAGGAGUGGGAUCAAUCUAAUUCGCAAUGUCCUUUAUAAUUGUGGAUCCAAUUUCAACCGGAUAAAUUAUACUGGCUUCUACACUGCUAUUCUAGAGAAAGGAGAUGAGAUAAUAUGUGCAGCAUCUCUCAGGUUCCAUGGAAUGCAAUUGGCGGAGAUGCCAUUUAUCGGAACCAGGCAUAUAUACAGGCGUCAAGGAAUGUGCCGUCGGCUUUUUGAUGCAAUUGAGUCGGCUAUGCGUUCUCUCAAGAUUGAGAAAUUGGUAAUCCCUGCCAUUCCAGACUUCUUGCAUGCGUGGACCGGUAACUUUGGAUUCACUCCUCUUGAUGAGUCAGUUAGGAAAGAGAUGAGGUCCCUCAACACGUUAGUAUUUCCUGGAAUAGACAUGUUACAGAAACCUCUGCUCCAUGAUGACUGUGUUGUUGUACAUAAGGAUGCCAUGGCUUCAGAGAUAGAGUCAGAAAAGAAAUCUGAAUCUGCGUCAUUUGCUGAAACUUGUCUAAACUCCGAUGGAUUUGUCGCUGAUGAUGUAGACUGCGACAAGAAAACUCUUGUUUCUGAUGAGAAAACCAUUCCUAUAUGUACAUCAGUUGAAACAGCCCUGGACACGGUUUCCAAGCCGGAAGGUGAUGAAUCAAAGAGAUAUGUACCUGGUGAAGAACGUGGGAUUAGCUCUUCUUCUUGUCAGUUCAUAUUAAAUUCUUGCUCUAAGCAACGUGACAGUACAGGAUCUACAUGCGAAGAUGUGAAUGUAGAAGCUGUAACUCGUUUACUAUCACUGGAAAUCGUACAAGCAUCCACUGAUAUAAAGAUUGAAAACAAUCUUUCUUCAUCUAUUUCUGGUUUAGGAUCAUCAGAUAUGAGCUCUAUCACCCAAGAAGGCAAGAGUGAACAAAACUCAUCGAACAAAGAAGCCACUCCUUCAUGUAAAGACAGUGACAUACUCGGUCGUGAUACUAAGUUGGCUGUAUCGAAAGCAGAUGGUUUACUUUUGUGA
Molecule: messenger RNA, 3565 nt
Organism: Eruca vesicaria subsp. sativa (arugula)
Lineage: Eukaryota; Viridiplantae; Streptophyta; Magnoliopsida; Brassicales; Brassicaceae
Source: the annotation of a GenBank genome assembly